UUCACAUUUGUGAUUCCUUUUAAGAGGAAAUCUUUUGCUAAAAUACGAUGACAGAAAUAAGAGUAACGCCUCUAGGUGCUGGACAGGAUGUGGGCCGGAGCUGUAUUCUGCUUUCCAUUGGUGGUAAAAAUGUCAUGUUGGAUUGUGGAAUGCAUAUGGGAUACAAUGACGAGCGACGGUUUCCUGAUUUCACCUAUAUCACCAAAGAAGGCCGACUAACACAACACUUAGAUUGUGUGAUAAUAAGUCACUUUCACCUAGACCACUGUGGUGCACUACCCUACAUGUCAGAGAUGGUAGGAUUUGAUGGCCCCAUAUAUAUGACCCAUCCAACCAAGGCUAUUUGCCCUAUACUGCUUGAGGAUUACAGAAAAAUAACAGUGGAAAGAAAAGGAGAGACCAAUUUUUUUACUUCUGAAAUGAUCAAAACCUGCAUGAAAAAGGUGAUUGCUGUCAACUUACAUCAAACAAUGCAAGUCGAUGACGAGAUGGAAAUCAAAGCCUACUACGCCGGCCAUGUAUUAGGAGCUGCCAUGUUCCAUAUCAAAGUAGGACAGCAGUCUGUUGUGUAUACAGGUGACUACAACAUGACUCCUGAUCGACAUCUAGGGGCAGCAUGGAUUGAUAAGUGUCGUCCUGACUUACUGAUCACAGAAUCAACAUACGCUACAACUAUCCGUGAUUCUAAAAGAUGUAGGGAACGUGACUUCCUGAAGAAAGUCCACAAUUGUGUGGAGAAAGGAGGGAAGGUGUUAAUUCCUGUGUUUGCUUUGGGACGUGCUCAGGAGUUGUGUAUCCUGUUGGAAACGUACUGGGAUCGAAUGAAUCUCAAGGUGCCUGUCUACUUCUCCCUCGGACUUACAGAAAAGGCAAAUCACUACUACAAACUUUUUAUUACGUGGACGAGUCAGAAGAUUAAAAAGACAUUUGUACAAAGAAACAUGUUUGAAUUCAAACAUAUAAAGCCUUUUGAUCGGGCCUACAUUGACAAUCCAGGACCAAUGGUUGUGUUUGCUACACCUGGAAUGUUGCAUGCUGGACUUUCAUUACAAAUCUUUAGACGCUGGGCACCAAAUGAAAAGAACAUGGUAAUUAUGCCUGGAUACUGUGUGGCUGGAACCGUGGGACAUAAAAUCCUGAAUGGCAUUCGUAAACUGGAGAUGGAGAACAAACAGAUGUUGGAUGUAAAAUUAGCUGUGGAGUACAUGUCGUUCAGUGCUCAUGCUGAUGCUAAGGGAAUCAUGCAGCUUAUUAGUCAGUGUGAACCACGUAAUGUCCUGCUGGUUCAUGGUGAAGCUGUCAAGAUGGAAUUCCUCAAGACAAAAAUCAAACAAGAAUUUAGUAUCGACUGUUUUAUGCCUGCCAAUGGUGAAACUGCUGUGAUGGACACAAAACACAAUAUACCUGUAGAUAUUUCCUUGUCGUUGUUAAAAAGGGAAUCGUCUAAAGUUGGUCUGCUUCCUCCUGAUGCAAAGAGGCCGAGGGUUUUACACGGGGCUCUGGUGAUGAAAGGCAGUAAGCUGCAGUUGAUUGAUCCAGCAGAUGCUCUCAAGGAUUAUGGUCUCGCUGAACAUCAGCUCCGAUUUACCUCCACAUUAUCAUUUGACGAGGAAGGACCAACAACAGGGACUGCUGAUAAAAUCUACCAACUUGUAAAAAGCCAACUGAAGGACUUUCCCACUCAUUAUUCAUCAGACGGAAGUAUCACAAUUUCCGAUUCAGUCCUGGUGCAGGUGUCAGGAGAUCAAGAAUCAAAGUCAGUGCUAGUGUCAUGGUCCUAUGAGGAUGAAGACGUUGGAAGUUAUCUAUUGCAGUUGCUGAAAUCGGAACUAGUUACCUGAAGUUGUCUUAUCACAUGAUAUAAAGUGAUGUGUUUAAGGAGGCCAACAGGAUCUGGUGACACCUUUAGUGUAAAAUUUGUGUACUAACAGUGCUAGAACUGAAGGUGGAAUGGGAAAUAGUUUAUUUUGAUAAACUUUAAAACAAACUGAGGAGAAUGGAAUCACAUUGAUCUGGUCAUGGAUACUGAAUGUCACUUCCUAAAUAUUGACGUCUUGAUGUGUUUAUCUGGAAAUAAUCCCAAUAAGAAUUUCCUGAUGUAAAUAUAAUUAUACUGACGUACAGUCUUAAUCUUGUUUGUGAGAAAGGGGACCUGUCUGAUUGUGAGAAUGGGGACCUGUCUGAUUGUGAGAAUGGGGACCUGUCUGAUUGUGAGAUUGGGGACCUGUCUGAUUGUGAGAAUGGGGACCUGUCUGAUUGUGAGAAUGGGGACCUGUCUGAUUGUGAGAAUGGGGACCUGUCUGAUUGUGAGAUUGGGGACCUGUCUGAUUGUGAGAAUGGGGACCUGUCUGAUUGUGAGAUUGGGGACCUGUCUGAUUGUGAGAUUGGGGACCUGUCUGAUUGUGAGAUUGGGGACCUGUCUGAUUGUGAGAUUGGGGACCUGUCUGAUUGUGAGAUUGGGGACCAGUCUGAUUGUGAGAAUAGGGACUUGCCUGAAAAGCUAAUGUUGUGUUAAUCCAGACAGAUUUAUUUCAGGAGAGUAUUUCCAUAACCUGAAUUUCCCAUUGUAAGUGGUGCUUUAUAUCCCAGAAUUUUUACUGAGGAUGCUGAUGGUAUCCAUACACAGCCUGUCACAUCACAUCGUAUAGUGAUGUCAUCAGUGACUCUUAAUUGUGAUGUCAUUUCCUGAAGGAUUGGAUUAGGUUGUGUCAGGGUUCAAAGGUCAAAAUAACCAUUACUAUUAAUAAAGAAAUAAUAAAUUUGAAUGGAAACAGGGAAUUUAUGUCUAACAUGCUUUCUCUAGUUUUCAAGAAAAUGUCUUUCGCAUAAAAAUCUUGAGUAUUUAUAUCAUAUAACACAUUUUGUGAUAUACAUCAAUGUUUUGCUAUAUUUUCAUCAAAUUCUAGAUGUGGACAUUGUAAAGUGUAAAAUACAUAUUCAGAUCUAGAUGUUCUAUAAAGAUGGUAAAUUUCUCAGGUCAAAAGUUUUGUGAAUUUCUUUUAAAGUGAAAAAAUCAUAUUUCAAGGAAUU
Ylistrum balloti is the source of this 3030-nucleotide messenger RNA. RefSeq names its product integrator complex subunit 11-like. Gene Ontology annotation, biological process: snRNA processing. The record is from RefSeq and is a predicted model, not a curated record. Lineage: Eukaryota; Metazoa; Mollusca; Bivalvia; Pectinida; Pectinidae. The transcript has 18 exons. Gene Ontology annotation, cellular component: nucleus. Bases 48 to 1841 code for a protein of 597 amino acids.